AUGGCGCAGUUUCGCGCAAAGAAACUUGACCUCGGAUGCUUCAUCAACUCCAAAAUCAUCCGCGACCACACAAAGCGCAAGACCUUUGAGCAAUUUGAACCCCAGAGGCAAGCACUCCGCUACCUCGUCCGGAACACAUCCCUUCCAGACUGGGUGCGCACAAAGGCGCAAUUCGAGCUGAGAAACAUGCACUGCUACACCCGGCCGACGCAGAUAAAGAACAGGUGUAUAAUGGGUGGUGUGGCUAGGAGUGUGCUGAGGAAGUUCAGGAUGGGCAGGGUAAGUUCCCGAAAUGUCUCUCGAGGCGAAGCAAAGAGGGGAAGAACCGGCUUUCUGGCUUAUAAGAUGAAAGCGUGGCUUGGAGAGGACAUGGAAGAAUAUGCUAACUAUCCCGUGCUCCUGCAGUUUCAAUUCCGGAUGAAUGCGCUAGAAGGAACCAUACCGGGCGUCAAGAAAGCCAGCUGGUGA
Messenger RNA from Fonsecaea multimorphosa CBS 102226, 468 nucleotides. RefSeq lists its product as uncharacterized. Lineage: Eukaryota; Fungi; Ascomycota; Eurotiomycetes; Chaetothyriales; Herpotrichiellaceae. Gene Ontology annotation, biological process: translation. Gene Ontology annotation, molecular function: structural constituent of ribosome. The coding region runs from base 1 to 468 and encodes 155 amino acids. The record is from RefSeq and is a predicted model, not a curated record. Gene Ontology annotation, cellular component: mitochondrial small ribosomal subunit; ribosome. The transcript is spliced from 2 exons.